CAAGAGAUAUGCCUAACAAAAAAACCUUGAAUUACAACCGUUCAAAAAAUCAUGAGAUCUUCCCGAAACAAGACAUUUAACAAGCCAUGGUGUACAUAACCUCUAGAACUGACGUGUUGGAAGAUUAAACCACAAAAUGACGUCCAAAAAAUCUGUGAUUUUAUCCCUUGCUGUUGUGUUGUGGUUGUCAGUCUUCAACACUCAGAUUUCUUGUAGUACAAACACGACUGUUACAUCUUCUAGUUCUUUUAACGUCUCAACACAAGCAUUGACUAGAUCUCCAAUUCCCUCUUCUUCAGUAGUGUCUUACAAUUUGAGCAGCGUUUCUCACAACCAUUCAACUACACCAACACCAGUUAUUAUCACCUCUAGUGUGGAAGUAACUCCAGUAACAUUGAGUGUGGACACUCCAUAUUCCAGCAAUAGUACUUCUUCGAUACUCCCUUCAUUCAAUACUACAGCAACCACAACAGUAGCAAGCAACUACACGAAUGCUCCAAAUGCAACGAGUAGUUUGUCGAGUCUUGGCUCAGCAAGUCAAACAGCAUCAAACUUUACUACAGCAUCUUCCUCGGCAAUAAGUAUAGUAAAAAACGUAAACAGUAGUGCAAAUAUUUCAAGUACCUCUAGUUAUUCUGUAUAUUUUGUGAACUCAGCUAUCACUACUACACCUCAUGUUUCUAAUUUCACUAGUACUAUUAUUACUAGUACGGCUUAUGUUAUCAUACCAACUACCUCCUCAAGUUUAUUGCAAAAAAAUUCAAGCAUUUUAGAAACAUCAAGAACUGUGUUGUCAUAUAGUGUGAACCAUUCACAAAGUAUAGAAUCUGCAGAGUCAUCACUGAGUGAAAAAUAUCUCUCAACAUCAAUGAGUGGGAAUGUCAAGACAUCAAGCACUGUUAGUGUUGCCUUAUCUACAAGAAAUUCAACUCUUGUAGUACAAACUUCAAGUAGUUCAUUGAUYGCUGCUAGCUCGGUGGCUGAUAGCAUGAUGAUUUCAUCAGUGUCAUCAUUGUCAUCAACAUCCAGUAGUAAUGCAACACAAGAGGCCGUGCAAACAUCUGUAAAGCCAUCGACAACUACACAAGUAUCUAAUAGCACAACACACUCCAUUCUGAACUCAAGCGAAUUUAAGACACAAACGCCCUCAGCAAGUCACAGACCUUCAAGUACUUUUCUGUUGCCAUCACCGUCACAGACUUCAAUACCAAUCGUUACAACAGGUAUAACUCUGAAUUCAACCCAAGUCCAUACUGGUGAUCCAUUGCCAAGUUACAGCCCUGCAAGCCUCUCUUUGUUGCCGUCACCAACAUCAACACUGAAUGUAACAAAUCAGCAAUCAAGUCAGACUGAUGACUUCAAAGUGGUAUCAUAUACGACUCCAUGUUAUAUCACUUAUGUCAUCACACAAACUAUCAAUGAAACAAGUUUUGGACCAACGACUGUUGCCAUGGAAACAUCUGUAUCCAGUGUCUUGAGUAAAUCAGAAUCGCAAGGUGUAACAAAGACACCUGUUGUUACUAAAGCAACAUCCACAGUGUCAAUGGCAUGGAAUAUGACAUCAUCAAGUAGGUCAGUUGUCAUGGAAACAGCGCUUUCAUCAUCAUCAUCAUCACCAUUUCCUCAACUAUCAUCAUUGUUCCCAUCACCCUCAGCAAUAUCAUCACCAUCAUUAUCGUCACCAUCAUUGUCUUCAUUAUCAUCAUCAUCACCAUCAUCAUCACCAUCAUCGUCUUCAUUAUCAUCAUCAUCACCAUCAUCAUCACCAUCAUCUUCUUCAUUAUCAUCAUCAUUAGCAUCAUCAUCAUCUGCAGAGAUGGUUAAUACUACAAGCAGAGGGGUGAUACAGCAAAGCUCUUCAGUGUUACAAACUGGCAACAGUAGCAGCAUUAAGGCGACAGCUACACAGAUAACAGCUAAUAUGACGUCAUUAACACCAGCAGCAUCAACAGUUAACAUCAGUAGCGUGGGCAUCAGUUACCAUACCAUCACACCAGCAACAUCAACAGUUGAGACAUCCAUCAUUCCUGGCAACACCAGUCAUAACAGUACUGUCACCCAGGCAGCUAGCACCGUGACUAGUACUCAUUCCUUUAGUGUAGAACCAACAAGAAUAACUAAUGCUAAUGUAACUACUACUUUGGGAAAUGUGUCUGAUUCAAUGAGUGCAGCUUUAUCUGCUCCUAGUGAACCAACAAAGACAGUGAAUUUUGUCUCCAAGACAACUACAGCCUCACUUCAAAUGUCAUCGUUGAUUCCCAAUGUUACCGCUACAUCAAGCUACACAAUGUACAAUACAAUAUCUACUGGAGGUACUAAUGUCUCUGGUGUACAGACAUCAAGUAUAUAUACAGUCAAUACCAGUGCCGCAGAUGCCACAGCUAUAAGUCCAAGCAUGACUGUACCAUCUCCUGGUUUGAUUUCUACGUCAGGCACUCCAACACUACCAAAUAACACCAAUGUUUUCCCUUCAAAUACUGUGGACACUGUCUCUACUGGUAAUAAUAGCUUGUCAGCUCCAACUCCAUCCUCAGUUUUGAACUCUACGUCGCCAUCUCCAACAGCAGGAGCCGCUAAAAGGAGAAGACGGAGGGAAGUUGGUGUUGGAUUGGAUUCAAGUAAUUCUUCUAGCAGUAGUAGAAAUGAAUCUGAUGUAUCAUACAGUAGCUAUGGUACUACUCUUGCAACCUCAUUAUUACCCUCAUCACCAUCAUUAUUACCAUCGUCAUCAUCAUCAAUCCCAGGAGUAAGCACUUCUGAUUUAAAUGCUACUAUAACUACUGGUCAACCUAAAGGUCCCACUGUUACCAUGGCUAAAACAACAUCAAAUACUACUUCAACUACUGUUGGCAUGACAACAACAGCUUCAACGUCAUCUGUUUUGCUUAUGCCUACCACAACAUCACCUAUAAAUGAAAGUGCAAUGGCAUUAGUGAAUACAACCUCAGUAUCAAUUUCUUCAGAAGCCGCUAACAUCACAUACAGCGUUAGUGCAACACCAACAACUGUUUCCAUACCAACAGUAUUUCUUAAUUCUUCAUCCAAUAUUUUGCUAACGCUGAGUACUAGUAACGUAGCUGGUGCUUYGUUAGUAAAUACAGGAAACAUGCCAACAGCAACACUCGCUUCAAGUGUGUCAAUUACAGCAUCAAAAUUGACUCCAACCUCCUUCGGCAUCAACUACACAUUGAUUCCAUCAAGCAGAUCAUUCAAUAGCAAUGACAGUAGCACUGUUCCACCUAUAACUGUUGUCAUGACACCUACAGCUGCCAUGCCAACAUCUGAGACCUCUACUAUUAAAAUCAACAAUACUGCAGUAUCUCACACAGUUGUCAUGCCAACAUCUGUGACCUCUACUAGCUACCUUAACAAUACUAAAGUAUCUCACACAGUUGUCAUGCCAACAUCUGUGAACUCUACUAGCUACCUUAACAAUACUGAAGUAUCUCAUACAGUUGUCAUGCAAACAUCUGUGAACUCUACUAGCUACCUUAACAAUACUGAAGUAUCUCACACAGUUGUCAUGCCAACAUCUGUGAACUCUACUAGCUACCUUAACAAUACUGAAGUAUCUCACACAUCAAGUGGUGGACUAUCAACACGUUUUUCUCCAUCGUUGGCAUCUAAGAGUCGUGAUGUGACAUCAACCUCAYCUGAUGUCAAAGUUAGCAGAUCACAAGUGGCAAACACUACUACAACAAGUCCCAUAUUCAUUCCUACCUUAACACCGACAUCCAUUCAUCCUACACCUCUACUCACUUCACCAAACCCUCCUCAAACAAGUGAUGUUACAAGUAGUAUAGAGUCCUCUUCGCACAGAAAGAAUAUCUUACUGACCACUUCAAGCCUUGGUAUCUGCUAUGUGGUCUAUACUACACGAGUGAUGCACUCAUCUAUUGUACCAACUCCUUCAUUAGUUACUACAUUGAAUCAAACAACAGCUUACGGGACGUCUUCUCAGAGUAUUAGCAACACUAGUAUUAUGACGUUCAGCAGUAUUGCUCCAUUCAAGUCUCUUGUUCUUGAGAUGAACUCGACUCUGGUACAAACAGUYAUAACAACAGCGGCAGUAACAGUGACAACCUCCUCUUUGAUUAUCAAUGCUACAUCUGCCCCAGUCACUUCACAACACAAAAGCUCAUCUUCACCAGUGAAUGCAACUCCAGUUUUAAAUUCUACACAAACAACUGGUUCUGUUUCAAAGAGUAUUGCUGUCAAUACUACUUCGCUGUCACCAAUAGCAACAGUUGUAUCAAGUGUAGUUUCUAUGGCAACAACAAACAGCACUGUGUAUCCAAGUACUACUAGUUUAAGUGCGAUUGGGGGUGUUACGUCAUCAGCCAUGAUCAAUUCAUCCAGUCACGUCUCUCCUCACCCCAGCACCAGUUUGUUCAAUGUCACAGCAAGUCAGGCGUCAAGUACGCUUAUGCUAACUAGCACAUCCAUUUCGCCCAGUAUGAGUGCCUUUGUCAUGACAACCUCUAGUGUGGUCACUACUCCCUUAACAACAACAACAGCAAGGCCAACAACAGCACCAAUUCCUGACAACAGUACAUUGAUAAAGACAACGCUACAGAUUCCUCGUGAUGUUGACGUGAAUACUGAGGAUGUGAGAAAAAAUGUUUCCACAGGACUGGAAGAAACAUAUAAUAGUGCUAGUGCAGCAAGAAGAAAGAGACGAGCAACUGAUGGAACUGAUGCAAAGAUUUAUAACAUCACGAGGCAAAACCCCCUAUCCACAGAUGCUGUAGUACUUUUUAGCAUUGCCAGAAAUGGAAAGACAUUAUCUGCUGUCGAAGCUGUUGCAGAGUAUGACAAGAUCACUAACUUGUCUUCCAUAGGAGUUUGGAAGGUUAUCAGCAGACCAGAACCAUUUGUGGCCCCAACCCCUCCUCCUCAGAGUGUUCUUGUAUCAAUGAUAUUCGAGAGAAUUAAUAGGAACUUGUCUGUACCGAGUAACAAAAAAGCAAUGGAAGAGAGGCUGGCUUCAUAUUAUAAAAAGGAGAAAGGCACUGCAGCAAUGGUUACUGCUACGAUCCACGUGAUUCUGCUGGAGAAAACCCARCACGUGUACGUGCAGUUCUACAUCACGGAGGACGGCAAACAAGUGCCUGCCGCAACAGUCGUCAAAGUAUUUGACGUCGAACACGUGACACAGUUAACAGCCCACUUACAGGAACAGGUCAUUGUUGGUCCGUACACGGAUGAGUCAUUACGAGGUGAACAGACUGAUUACAUUAUAACCCGUAUCGCAGCGUCAGCAUCCAAGAUGCAAGACCCAGCGUUCAAUAAUGAACUUGGUGAUAAGCUGGCCAUGACGUACAUCACGGGUAAAGCUAAGGGGAGCUCAAGGAGAAAGAGAAGAGCUAUUGGUAGUGUUAGUGCUACGAUCGUGAACAUAACGGCAGCGAACGGAUCCAGUAGUUUUGCUGAUGUGACAUUCUUUAUUUUUGACUCUGGUAAAGUUGCUAAUGCAACAUACGCUACRGCAGUCAUGAACAGGCUGACAACAAAUGAGAUGUCACUCAUUACCAGUCCAUACGCGAUAAUUACCAGUCCUCGUCCAGUAGUGGUUCCCAAGGUAACCGAGACUCCUCCCGCCACCAUUCCCCCUGUGGUUAUCCCGUACUGGAUCAUCGGCGCAGUACUAGGCCCCAUCUUCCUAAUCAUCAUCAUUAUCUUACUGAUUUACUGGAGAUGGAGGAGUGGUGCUCCUCAGAGUAAAGUACAACCUGCUGUACAGAAAACACCAGAGUAUCUGAGAAAAACAAAUAUGCAACGCAUGCAAACACAGGACGAGGUACGGUAUGCAGAGAGUAAGCCAUCAAUGUCUAAGAUCGCCAACAUGUCGGCAGUUGUCGACAGAAGCUACGAAAACCUUCCGAAGCGCGAGACAUCGUUACGAAGAAAGGUCGCCAAAACUUCCAUGCAGAAACGAGCAGAUAKGUCCAGCAGGACAAACGCGGCAUACGAGGAGAGCGAAGAAGAUGAAGAUUACGACAACAGUUUCAUCACGAUGAGUAGUACAUCGCAGAGUAGAGUCAACACAACACAACCAGGACCCAGAAUGAACAGGCAGACAAUCAGUGUACCUGUAAGAUCAACACCCCGUAAAACAACUCAAAAAAUACUUGAAGAAACUGAAACCGGGUCAUCAGAAUCUGAAGCUGAGAGCAUCGCCACAACAAGGACAGACCAGACUAAGUUUUCUGCCGCGCAGGUGCCCACGGUGGCUGUGAUGGGUGGGUCCAGCGGUAAUCAGCCUCAAGUUCCUGUUCGCUUCCGGUCAUCAGUGCACCCAGUCUCCUCUCUUCCACCCAUUCACAACAAACACACUUCUCUUAUUGCUCCACCAACUGAUGACCAAGAAGACGAGACGCCAAGAAAAACUAAACGACGAAGCAAAGCAGCACAACAAGAACUCAAACAAAAGGCUGACAUGGAGAGAUUGCGCAACAAAAAAAGACAAAGAGAAAGAAAGAACAAGGUGACUCCCGUCCAAGAUCGUGAGAGGAGGGCCUGGGCACGAGAUGAACUGGAACAAGUGUUGGAUCCCAGGCCUCUGGAUCCCUUCAGUAGAAGUAAACGACGAAAGCCUCAGCGAUCCAAGAGAGCUGAUAGUGUGGCUACAGAUGAAGAUGCGAUUGAAUUGAAGAGUUACAAACAACACCCUAGUCCCGAAGACACUAUGAAACAGCCUCCAAAAGAUGAAGACCAAACCGAAGACCAGUCGGGAGAGUCUAGUGACGAGUCUAGUAUCAGCAUGGAAGAAACAAGGAAACGUAUGCACACGCUCCUUGACGACGCCUUCUCGUUGCUAGGGCCUCUAUCCCAGACACAAAAACAAAGGCCCGCGACACUACAGGGGCCUGGUGACUAUUAUAAUCGACCUCCAGCUCCUGCAAGAUUUGCUGGGAGUACGCCAGCUUUACCAGAACCUGCUCCGGCACACGGCAGAGCAUCCGAGCCUACACCAAGACAGAGGAGAAGACUGGGCAACACUGGUGGAUUUCCUCAUGGUUUACCACAGACACCCAUCGGACCUGGUUACCCAGUACGUCCUCCUAUGCGACCGCCCCUUGUAACUAAUGAGCCAGUGGUUGUCUGGGAUCCGUACGAUAGACAACGGUACAUUAACCAACGAAUGGGUUUCCUUCAUCAAGGUGGCCACAACCCAACCUACACGUAUACCGACCCACAUGGACAGAAUGUCUAUAUAACACCAGUACAACAGCAGAGGGAUUAUAUGGGAGGUCCAAUAUGGAGUCCAUAUACAGCAGAAGACACAAUGGAAGACCUGUACCCUGACUUAGCUAAGUCCAACUAUCCCGGUGCCUUGGGAACCUCGCCUCCUAAAGACCCUGGAUACCGUGACGUCAACUCACGUGACACAGUCAUUGACAUGAACGAUCAGUAUGGUCAGCGGAGUAGUGGCUUAGGACAGGCGCCUCAGCCACUUAUUCGUUCAAUAAAAGAUGAACUCCUGAGGCUUUCAAACGGAGGAACAAGACGAACGCCUAUCACGGAACUGUAAUUCAAGUAUGGAAUCCCUGUGGUGGUGAGGGACUGGCACAGCCCAGUCUUAUGUUAAGUUUCAUUUUUUGAUUGGAUUUGUUUUACUGAAAACCCGUGCAAACAGUAGUUCCAUCGUUUUCUUUUGUCCAUAUGACCAUCACGAGUUGAUGAAGUCCUUUCUACCAUCUCUUUCUCUUUUACUCCGACGAAGGACUAGAGUCCGAAACGUCAGUAAGUUUUUUCAUCUUUUCAUGGUGUAUAAUUUACCUUUUCAUCAUUACUGUUUCAUUAGAAACACCGACGCAGCUCACACUAGUUUUUAGGUAGUUAUCUCUUCUCAUUAUGAAUGAUCAUUAUUUCUCGUUUCACGGGUUCAGUAGAAUAACUCUAAGUUGUUUUAAUGGAGCAUUUAUUUAUCAGUUUUAGCUCAUAUUAGGUUUUUAACUUAGUUAUCAUUUAAGUAAAACAAAUAUACGCGUCCAGUAGAGGCUUCGCACCAUCACGUGACGRCAGCCAUGUUAGAUGACAAGAACAAUACCAUCGUUUUACAUGAGGAAGAAUUCAAUUCCCAAGAGCAAAGGGAUUUUAUUGUUCUGCCAUCUAACCACAGGCAGCUCAAGCUGUAUUAUGGGAUGGGCACGUGAUGGUGCAAAGCCUCUACUUUAGCCAUUCAUUCAGACGUAUUCAUUUUUAUGUCAAGCAAACAAAAAACCAAGAAAUCUAGGCUUUUCAUGACCAUUCUUACAUUCACUUUUUUUAAAUAACCUGUCUUUGAAAAUUAUCGCUGGAAUUUUAGAAAUAAGGAUUUUUUUAUUGGCUUUAAAAAAUGUCUUCAGCUUUCGUCACACGAUAGUCGUUAGCUGUCUUAAGGAGUAUAUAGGCUUUGAACUAUCACGUGAGAUCAGCCAUGACAUAUGGCACGUCUUUUUCUCCCCUGGGAAACUGAAUUCUUGCUCAUGUAAAUCAGAUUAGACGGGAUUCAAUUGUUCCUGCCUCCUGUCAUGGCUGCCAUCACGUGAUGUUGCAAAGCCUCUUUUUCAUGUUUUAUGGGAGGCACGAGGGGGGAGGGGUCAGGGAAUGAAUGUCUCCCAACACCCUUCAACCUUUUUUGCAAUUCGUUAUAUUAAAAAUCAAAUGAUUCUCGAAUCUUUCAAAUAGAGAAAAAAGUAUACACAAGGGAAUGUAACGUGUCCCUUGGAAUAAAAAAUUAUGGUCUAUGCAUAUGACAUACGUGACGUCAUAGCCGCCAUCUUGGUUGACUAGAUUUCUCAAGACUACUAUCCAUCCCUCCAUCCUCCAUUCCAAACAUGAAUGAUCAAAUUAAAAUUAAAAUAAUUAUUGUUCUACACUGACUAGCCUCGUGUUUCCAUGGAAACAUAAAAGCGUUUUCACAUGCAUGGCAGGCUAAGUCAAUCGCUGGUCGGGGCAGAACAAUGGUUAUUCAAAUUAGUCGCCAUAUUUUGAUACGGUGUAUAGAAUUAAAGAUUAAUAGAUCACUCGAUAAACACAAACAAGUUUGGGUUAAGGUCCAAGGCUCAUCUUAAAAACUUAUUAGUAAAUGACGUCACAAUCUGCCUUUGAUGUGACGUCAUCAUGAASACGUGAUCACAAUACAAACAAACUAUUCAUGAUUCAUUUGGAUAUCUGUGCUCACGUGAUUAACCUUGAUAUAAUAACAUGCUUCGCAAUGUAUCAAGGGACAACUAAUUCAGAUUAAGAAUAUAUAUUAAAAUAUUGUGAAGCUUUGAGAAUAUUGUAAAGUGUGAAUAUAUAUCAUUAGAAAACGUU
Messenger RNA from Actinia tenebrosa (Australian red waratah sea anemone), 9303 nucleotides. RefSeq lists its product as uncharacterized. The record is from RefSeq and is a predicted model, not a curated record. Lineage: Eukaryota; Metazoa; Cnidaria; Anthozoa; Actiniaria; Actiniidae.